AUGGACGUGCUGCCGCUAAACUUUUAUUCUUUGCGCCUUUCUGGUGUCUGGUACGAGGAAAACGAAAAAUUGGGAUUUGCGAGGAAAAUGUAUCGGUUCUUUGUAGUAGCAAGUGUUUUUUACUUCGCGAUAACACUAGCUGCUAAAGUUGUUCUAGAGAAAAAUGACAUCGAUGACUUAACCGAGUCACUGUUUUUGGCCAUGGCAUUCUGGAAUAUCUGCUUCAAGAUUGUAAAUUUCUCAUGUCACCGGGACAACGUGAUUGCAAUUGCAAGGGAAUUAAAAAUUUCGCACUGCCAAGCCAACAAUGACGAGGAAGCAAAGAUACUAGAAAAAUACGUAAAAAGAUCAAAGUGGCUCUUCGUUUUUCUCAUGUGUGCAACCAUCAGCAGCGCAGCAACUUUUUUCUACGCAUUUGUGUCAAAGGCAAUCAACAGCGAACAUUUACCACUCAAGACUUACCAAUUUUACGAUGAUUCAAAUUUACAAGUUGAAUAUUUCACGGCUCUUUUCCAAGUGAUAGUGACCAUUUAUGCAGUUGCCAUCCAUUCUUCCCUCGAAACCAUGCCCGCUGGACUGUUUAUGGUAAUAACCGGACAGCUGGAGUUGAAUGCCUAUAGAAUCAAAAAAUUGAGUCGUGGUGAUGUGCUUGGUAUGAAGGAUUGUGUUAUUCAUAACGUUUUGAUUCGGAGAGUUAAAAAAAAAGUAGAAUCCAUCGUCAUUGGAGUCGUCAUACCAUUCGUUUUUUAUGCUACAGCAAACAUUUGUACGAGCAUAUUUCAAGCUUCCAAGUACAACCUCUUCAGCUCUGACUUUACUUGGAUUUGCGUUUUCUCUUUGGGCAUUUUGCAGCAAGUCUUGAUCUACUGUUGGUUUGGCAAUCAAUUAUUAUGGAAGAGUCAGGAAAUACCUAAUGCCAUCUACGAAAGCGAUUGGAUUUUCAUGAAUCCACCUGAGAGGAAGUAUUUAUUCAUUUUAAUGGUUUGCAGUAGAAAAGGCCUAAGUGUUUCUUGUCAUGGAUUGUGUGAACUCAAUUUAAAAACAUUUCUAUGGAUUAUAAAAAUGUCAUACACUACGGUGAGUUUAUUGCAUCAAGUCAAUGCAAGGCUUUAG
Molecule: messenger RNA, 1113 nt
Organism: Copidosoma floridanum
Lineage: Eukaryota; Metazoa; Arthropoda; Insecta; Hymenoptera; Encyrtidae
Product: odorant receptor Or1-like
Biological process (GO): detection of chemical stimulus involved in sensory perception of smell; sensory perception of smell
Cellular component (GO): plasma membrane
Molecular function (GO): odorant binding; olfactory receptor activity
Source: RefSeq, a predicted model, not a curated record